This is a messenger RNA of Ochlerotatus camptorhynchus, 3819 nucleotides long. RefSeq names its product SPT16 homolog, facilitates chromatin remodeling subunit dre4 (gene dre4). The record is from RefSeq and is a predicted model, not a curated record. Lineage: Eukaryota; Metazoa; Arthropoda; Insecta; Diptera; Culicidae. The transcript is spliced from 9 exons. Gene Ontology annotation, biological process: transcription elongation by RNA polymerase II. Gene Ontology annotation, cellular component: FACT complex. Bases 180 to 3491 code for a protein of 1103 amino acids. Gene Ontology annotation, molecular function: nucleosome binding.
GCGCCGCCAUAUUGUUAUUUUGUUUGCGGAAAGCCGCUUUGCUCGUUGCAGCGCAGUUCAUUCUGUGAGAUUUUUCGGCCCCAUUUGUAAACCCUAGUGCUGGAAUUUUGUGCCGGAGAGCAACCGGAAGUGUCCCCGCAUCGAAUACCGUUGGAUGCGAUAGUUGAUCGGCCCCGAAAAUGUCGAAUAUCGUGCUCGAUAAGGAUUCCUUCUACCGACGAAUAAAACGCCUCUACGCCAACUGGAAGGAACCGGAGUUUUCCCACGAUGAUUCGUUGCAGAAGGUGGAUUGCAUUCUGACGGCGGUCGGCGUAGAUGAGGAAACCAUUUACAGCAAAUCCACCUCGCUGCAGACCUGGCUGCUGGGAUACGAGCUGACCGAUACGAUUACGCUGCUGUGCGAAAAGUCCAUCUUUUUCCUAACCAGCAAGAAGAAGAUCGACUUUUUGAAGCAGAUCGAGAAGGACGGCGAGGAGGGCAUUCCGUCGGUGAAGCUGUUGGUUCGAGAUAAGAACGACAAAGACAAGGCCAACUUUGAAAAGCUGCUGGAGGCGAUCAAGGGAUCCAAGGAUGGCAAAACGUUGGGAGUCUUUUCCAAGGAUAACUUCCCGGGUGAAUUCUGUGAAUCGUGGCGAGCCUUCAUCAAGGACAAGAGCUUCGACUCGGUGGACAUCAGCGUUCCAAUCGGGUACAUCAUGUGCUCCAAGGAGGACUCCGAGGUUAUCACCAUCAAGAAGGCCUGCCUGGUUACGGUAGACGUAUUCAACAAGUACCUCAAGGAUCACAUCAUGGAGAUUAUCGAUGCUGAUAAGAAAGUGAAACACGCCAAACUGUCGGAGGGUGUCGAGCAGGCACUGACGGACAAAAAGUACGUCUCCGGUGUGGAUACCAACCAACUGGACAUGUGCUACCCGGCGAUUAUCCAGUCGGGUGGCAAUUACAGCUUGAAGUUCAGUGCAUUCAGCGACAAGAACUAUUUGCACUUCGGAUCGAUCAUCUGUGCUCUGGGUGCGCGUUACAAGUCCUACUGCUCCAAUGUCGUCCGAACGUUGCUGGUCAAUCCGACGGAAACGAUUCAAAAGCACUACACUUUUCUGCUUAAUCUGGAAGAGGAACUUUUGAAGGUGAUGAUUCCGGGCAAGAAGCUUUCGGAGGUUUUUGACUUCGGAAUGGAUUAUGCCAAGAAGGAGGAACCCAAGCUGGUGGAUAAGCUGACUAAGACGUUUGGCUUUGCCAUCGGGUUGGAGUUCCGGGAGAAUUCGAUGAUUAUCGGGCCAAAAUGUGCGGCUGUGUUGAAGAAGGGCAUGGUUUUCAGUUUGAAUGUGGGUCUGUCCGGAUUGGAGAACAAGGAAGCAUCCGACAAGGAGGCGAAGGUCUAUGCACUGUUCGUCGGGGAUACGGUGCUGGUCAAUAGUGAACCUCCGGCGAGUGUGCUGACCCAGUCCAAGAAGAAGAUAAAGAACAUUGGUAUUUUCUUGAAGGAUGACGAAGAAGAGGAUGAGGAGGAGGAAGAGAAAACGGAGAAGCGUCCGGAAAUGUUGGGCCGCAGUGGCAAGCGUUCGACGGUGCUGGAAAGCAAGUUGCGAAACGAGCAGAACUCCGAGGAGAAGCGUAAACUGCAUCAGAGGGAGCUGGCCAUCGCUCUCAACGAGAAGGCCAAGGAACGUCUAGCGAAGCAGGGAGGCGGUAAAGAAACGGAGAAGGUUCGGAAGUCGACCAUUUCCUACAAGGGAGUCAACCAGAUGCCUCGGGAGCCGGAAGUGAAGGAGUUGAAACUGUUUGUUGAUCGCAAAUACGAAACCGUCAUCAUGCCAAUCUUCGGAGUUCCGGUUCCGUUCCACAUCUCCACCAUCAAGAACAUCUCCCAGUCGGUAGAAGGCGACUACACCUAUUUGCGUAUCAAUUUCUUCCAUCCGGGAGCUACGAUGGGUCGCAAUGAAGGUGGCAUGUAUCCCAAUCCGGAUGCAACUUUCGUCAAAGAAGUAACCUACCGUUCGACUAACACGAAGGAACCCGGUGAGAUCGCUGCCCCGUCGUCCAACUUGAACACCGCAUUCCGGUUGAUCAAGGAAGUGCAGAAACGGUUUAAAACGCGCGAACAGGAAGAACGUGAAAAGGAAGAUUUGGUCAAACAGGACACGCUGGUCCUCUCGCAGAACAAGGGUAAUCCGAAACUCAAGGAUCUCUACAUCCGACCCAACAUUGUCAGCAAACGUAUGACUGGUUCGUUGGAAGCGCAUGCCAACGGAUUCCGCUACACAUCCGUUCGUGGCGACAAGGUGGACAUCCUGUACAACAACAUCAAGAGCUCCUUCUUUCAGCCUUGCGACGGCGAAAUGAUCAUCCUGUUGCACUUCCACCUGAGGCAUGCGAUUCUGUUCGGCAAAAAGAAGCAUCUGGAUGUUCAGUUCUACACCGAAGUCGGUGAGAUCACGACCGAUCUGGGCAAGCACCAGCACAUGCAUGAUCGUGACGACUUGGCGGCGGAACAGGCCGAACGUGAACUUCGGCACAAGUUGAAAACGGCGUUCAAGAGCUUCUGCGAAAAGGUGGAAGCCAUGACCAAGCAGCAGAUCGAGUUCGAUACACCCUUCCGGGAUCUGGGUUUCCCGGGUGCCCCGUUCCGCAGUACAGUAUUAUUGCAACCGACUUCCGGCUCGCUGGUCAAUCUGACCGAGUGGCCACCAUUUGUCAUUCCGCUGGAGGAUGUCGAACUGGUGCACUUUGAGCGUGUCCAGUUCCACCUGCGGAACUUCGAUAUGGUGUUUGUGUUCAAGAACUACGCUCAGAAGAUUGCGAUGGUGAAUGCGAUCCCGAUGAACAUGCUGGACCACGUCAAGGAAUGGUUGAACUCGUGUGACAUCCGCUAUUCGGAGGGUAUCCAAUCGCUGAACUGGGCCAAGAUCAUGAAAACCAUCACAGACGAUCCGGACGGCUUCUUCGACAAUGGUGGCUGGACGUUCCUGGAUCCGGAAUCGGACGGAGAAGGCGAACCCAACGACGAAACCGAAGACGAAGAGGACGAUGCGUACGAACCCACGGAUGACGAUGAUGAAGAGGAAUCUGACUCGGAAGACUACUCGGAGGCUUCCGAGGACGACGAUACCGUUACCGAGGAUGAUCUAGGUUCGGAUGAAGAAUCAGGCAAGGAUUGGUCAGAUCUGGAGAGGGAGGCUGCCGAAGAGGAUCGGAAUCGAGACAAGGAUGGCUUCGUUGAUGAUCGACAACCGGCCAAGAAGCGUUCCCAUAAUAGCUCGUCGAAGAGUAGCAGCCGCGAUAAGAACCACAAGGAUAAACACAGUGACCGACACAAGGAUAAGCACCGUAGCAGCGGUGGAAGCAGCAGUAAGCACAACAGUAGCAACGACAAACACAAGAGCAGCAACGACAAACACAAGAGUAGCAGCAGCAGCAGUAGUCAUAAGCGUUCGCGGGACGAAAGUAAGGACAGCAGCUCGCACCAUCACAAAAGCAAAAAGUCCAAGAAGUAAGCGCAGUUUCGGAUCCUGCUGACCACUCCCCUAUUGUGUCCUAACUGUAACUCUGUUUUAACCUGUGUUUUACUCCGGACUGAUCCUGGUGUGUGCGAGAAUCUUUUGCAUCAUCAACAUCAUAGACUCUCCCACACGUUUUCGUUUUCAACAUACGCUUUUUGGUCUUGGACAGAAGGUAUAGUUAUGGCCUUCUGAAGCACUCUUUAAGAACACUGUGUAGUUGUUUCGCUAAGUUUGGUUAAACUAUAUGUUAAGUGUACCUUUAGAAGGCUAACUUUUUUUUCCGAAUCACAAAUCAAAUACAUUCGAAUCAGUUGGUACAAUA